UCAUUGUGACAGUGUUCAUUCACAACUCUAAAUUGCAAUAUUUCUUAUUAUUUAAAAAAGCAUUUGCAAACUUUUUUACUCAUUCAAAGAGACUAUGGUUCGUUCCAUUUACUUCAUGGCAUUUCAGGUUCUGGCAAUGACACUCUUUGUUGCCCAUGGGGUGCAAGGUCAGAACAUUUGCAAAACAAAAAGCAAAUAUUUCCAAGGAUUAUGUUGGAUCGACUCUUCAUGUAGAAAAGUUUGUAUCGAGAAGGACAACUUUCAAGAUGGUCAUUGUAGCAAACUCCAAAGGAACUGCCUAUGCACUAAGCUUUGUGUAUUUGACAAUAUUCCUAAUGAUGCUGGAACUAUUUUGGUUCAGGAUACUAAAACUGUGGAAGCAGAAUUGCUUGAAGAAGAGUUUCUCAAGGAGUAAUUAUGUUUGAUUAUAAAUUUUGUGUCACACAUAAUUAAUGACGUAUUGCCUUUCUUAAAAAGAUAACUUAUAGUGUUGUGUUCUUGGCUCACAGUAGCCAUCUGACACAUUAAAUAAGUUGUGACACAUCAAUCCUUUAUGUAUCUUAUAUUAAGUUUUGUGUGUGUUUUAAUGAAAAAAGACUGUCUACGAUCUGUAUGUGUGAAAUCUA
Messenger RNA from Capsicum annuum, 626 nucleotides. RefSeq names its product flower-specific defensin. NCBI's taxonomy places the organism in Eukaryota, Viridiplantae, Streptophyta, Magnoliopsida, Solanales, Solanaceae. The transcript is spliced from 2 exons. The record is from RefSeq and is a predicted model, not a curated record. Gene Ontology annotation, biological process: defense response. The coding region runs from base 95 to 415 and encodes 106 amino acids.